AUGGACCAAGAAUUCGAGAAACUAGAGAUACUCUCGCUUGUCAACAGUAUCACGAAGGAACUUCACAACCAUGUCGGACUUCAGGACAGCACCCUCGCAGAAUAUUUGAUCUCACUCCAUGAAGAAUCGACCUCAUUCGAAAAUUUCAAACUCAAACUCCAAGAGAUCGGCGCCGAGUUCCCAGAAAGCUUCAUCACCAACAUGGAUCGACUCGUGACCAGCCUACAUCCCAAGUACAAGAAGAAGAAGCUGCCAGCUGAAGGCAAGGGGAAAGAGAAAGACAUCGAUCCAGCGGAAGACGAGGAAGAACUCGAACGGAAAAAACGGCGAGCUCAGGCCUUAUUCCCUGCACUGGCGCUUCCGGAUCGCUCCUGGGAACCAAGUUUCGUGCCCGAUCCAAAGGACGCAACAGCCAAGAAUACUUCAACUGCAGAUCAGCUACUAGAAGAACUCGAACAUGUUGGCAGACGGCAUAGAGAACUACAAGCGGUCCGCGAAGAAGAGCAAGAAGAUGACGCCAGCUCAGAUUACAAUCGUCCCACAAAGAUGCCCAGACGAGACCGAUCAGCAAGUCGUGAAAGAGGAAGGCGCUCCCCGGAGCCUAGAUCCGGACGUUUCAGAGAUGAUUAUUCGGGUGGCCGGUUUGAUGACCGAGGACGACAGCGCGAUAAUGGCUACGGCAACAGAGCAUCAAAAGCUCCAGAUACUCGUCCGGUUCUAUACAAGAUUUACGACGGGACUGUGGCCUCGAUCAAAGAUUUCGGAUGCUUUGUCACCUUAAAAGGUGUCGCCGGAAAGGCUGAAGGGCUAGUACACGUCAAUGCUAUUGCAGCUGGGAGAGUCAAUCAUCCUUCCGAUCUGGUGUCCAGAGGGCAACCCGUCAAAGUCAAGGUGGUUUCGAUUGCGGGCGAGCGGAUCGGAAUCUCAAUGAAAGAUGUUGAUCAAAACACGGGAGCAGAUCUAACCCCGCAUUUAAGAAUCAAGUCCGAUGCUGAGAUGGCCGAGGAGGAAGCUCAAUAUGCGGCUCGACACGUCAACCACAGCGUGGGUGCCGGUUUUGCAGACGAUAACCGCUCUUCCAGUGCUCGUCGUCUCACCUCACCCGAGCGAUGGGAGAUCAAACAACUGAUUGCUUCAGGGGCGGCCAGCGCCGCAGAUUAUCCAAACCUCGACGACGAUCUCACCACUCCAGGAAGCACGAACGGGAUGGCAGCAGCGGCGACGGCAGAGGAGGAACUGGAUAUCGAGAUGAGAGAGGAUGAGGCCCCGUUCCUGAAAGGUGCUCAUCGCCGAGUGCUCGACCUGAGUCCUGUCAAAAUCGUCAAGGCUCCCGAUGGUACACUCAACAGGGCUGCGUUGGCUGGUGCUGGUUUGGCCAAGGAACGGCGAGAGCUGCGUCAACAGGAAGCAAACGAGCGGGCGGAUGCAGAAACUCAAGAUACUAGCACGGCAUGGCUCGAUCCAGUGGCCAAACCCCACGAGCGACUCUUCGCCCAAGAUGCUAGGGAUAAUACUAUGGGCAAGAAGCAAGAAGAGUCUGGCUGGAAGCAAGCUACGUUCAACCAAGCCACAACCUAUGGGAAGAUCACCUCUCUGAGUAUUACGGAACAGCGGGCCAGUUUGCCUAUUUACAAACUGCGAGACGCGCUGGUCAAGGCCGUCAAGGAAAACCAAAUUCUUGUCGUCGUUGGAGAUACCGGGUCGGGCAAGACCACACAAAUGACACAGUAUCUGGCGGAAGAAGGCCUAGCAGAUGAGAAGAAGAUUGCCUGCACCCAACCCCGUCGUGUGGCAGCGAUGUCGGUAGCUAAAAGAGUGGCUGAAGAAGUGGGGUGUAGGUUAGGUCAAGACGUAGGUUACACGAUUCGGUUCGAGGAUUGUACAAGUUCAGAAACGAAAAUCAAGUACAUGACCGAUGGAAUGCUCCAAAGAGAAGCUCUGGUCGAUCCCAAUCUAUCAGCCUAUUCGGUCAUCAUGUUGGACGAGGCACACGAAAGGACGAUUGCCACAGAUGUGCUCUUUGGGCUUCUAAAAAAAUCCAUCAUGCGUCGACCCGAUCUCAAGUUGAUCGUUACUUCAGCUACACUGGACGCCGAAAAGUUUUCGAAAUACUUUUACUCCUGUCCGAUUUUCACCAUCCCCGGUAGGACGUAUCCGGUCGAAGUGCUCUACACCAAAGAACCCGAAAGCGAUUAUCUUGAUGCUGCCCUGAUUACGAUCAUGCAAAUCCAUAUCUCUGAGCCACCGGGAGACAUACUCCUGUUCUUGACUGGACAGGAAGAAAUCGAUACUUCUGCUGAGAUAUUGUAUGAGCGGAUGAAGGCUCUGGGAUCACAUGUACCAGAAUUGAUCGUCUUGCCAGUCUAUUCCGCGCUGCCUUCGGAGAUGCAAUCCAAGAUCUUCGAUCCAGCCCCUCCCGGAGCCCGAAAAGUGAUCCUAGCCACGAACAUCGCCGAAACAUCGAUCACGAUCGACGGGAUCUACUACGUCGUUGACCCUGGGUUUGUGAAGCAAAAGGCAUGGGACCCUCGACUGGGAAUGGAUUCUUUGGUCGUCACUCCGAUCUCUCAAGCUCAAGCCAGACAACGUUCUGGUCGUGCUGGUCGGACCGGGCCGGGAAAAUGUUACCGACUGUAUACCGAAGCCGCCUAUCGAAACGAAAUGUUGCCGACUUCGAUCCCCGAUAUCCAGCGUCAAAACUUGGCUCACACCAUCUUGAUGUUGAAAGCCAUGGGCAUCAAUGAUCUGUUGAACUUUGAUUUCAUGGACCCUCCUCCGCAACAAACCAUGAUCACUGCCUUGGAAAACCUGUAUGCGCUCUCUGCUCUGGAUGACGAGGGUUUGUUGACGCGCUUGGGCCGGAAGAUGGCCGAUUUUCCGAUGGACCCCGAGUUAUCAAAAAUGUUGAUUGCAUCAGUUGACUUGGGCUGCUCGGAGGAAGUCUUGACGAUUGUGGCGAUGAUCAGUGGUGCGACAAAUGUGUUUUAUCGUCCCAAGGAGAAACAGGCGCAAGCGGAUGCCAAGAAGGCCAAGUUCCAUCAACCAGAGGGUGAUCACCUGACACUCCUGGCAGUAUAUGACGGCUGGAAAAACAACAAAUUCAGUAAUCCUUGGUGCCACGAAAACUACAUUCAGUCUCGGGCCAUGAGAAGAGCGCAAGAUGUACGGAAGCAAUUGCUGGGUAUUAUGGACCGAUAUAAACAUGAUAUCGUGUCCUGUGGAACAAAUUAUGAUCGGGUCCGUCGCGCCAUCUGCUCAGGUUACUUCAGACAUGCUGCCAAGAAAGAUCCCCAGGAGGGAUACAAGACGUUGGUUGAAGGAACUCCGGUGUUCAUUCAUCCCUCUUCUGCGCUCUUCAAUCGCGCCCCCGAAUGGAUCAUCUAUCAUGAAUUGGUCUUGACUACUAAGGAAUAUUGUCGUGAUGUCACCGCUAUCGAGCCGAAAUGGCUCACCGAAGUCGCCCCGACUUUCUUCAAAGUGGCCGAUGCCAAAACCAUGUCGAAACGCAAACGGAACGAAAGAGUCCAACCCCUGUUCGACCGAUUCGCCAAGAGCGAAAACGAAUGGCGUAUUUCGAAAGUCAAACGCAGUACUCGGACCAGUCAAACGUUUGGUUAA
Puccinia triticina is the source of this 3618-nucleotide messenger RNA. RefSeq lists its product as uncharacterized. NCBI's taxonomy places the organism in Eukaryota, Fungi, Basidiomycota, Pucciniomycetes, Pucciniales, Pucciniaceae. Gene Ontology annotation, cellular component: intracellular anatomical structure; catalytic step 2 spliceosome. Gene Ontology annotation, biological process: spliceosomal complex disassembly. Bases 1 to 3618 code for a protein of 1205 amino acids. The record is from RefSeq and is a predicted model, not a curated record. Gene Ontology annotation, molecular function: ATP binding; RNA binding. The transcript has 6 exons.